UCCCAGCACUUUUCAUCCCUCGAGCUCAAAGUGCUUCACAAAAGAGCAUGCGGCUGUAGGAUUGUCCUGUUUUUCUGAAUCCACAAGAAUGUUUGCAUCAACCUAUGUAUUCAGCCUGAUCCGGAGCAUCUGCAGUGAGUUCCCUGUGGCUUCCAGCUUCUGUGCUGAGAGGAAGCGUUCUCUAGGAAAAGACUACCAUCCUCUUUGCCUGAAGUGUUACCAGUGCAAACGGCAGCUCAGCCCCGGCCAGCAUGCAGAGUAUGACGACAAACCCUACUGCAAUCACUGCUACCUGCAGCACUUUGGACCAAGAGGAACAAGAUGGCCAACGUCUCGGUCAUCUCUUGGGGCAGCUUCCUCUUCCAAAGUUCCAGUGGAAAACCAGAACAGCUCCUAGAUGGCCCUGCUUUAAUAUUCAACACUUGGAAAGUCAUUACUAGACUCUGAUAAAGUAUCAAGAUGGAAUUGUGGUUUUGCCCACAGACUAGGAAAAAUGCAGCUGAAGAAGAAUGCUGCUUCUGAGAAUGACUGCUAAUCCAGAAAAGUCAUAAGAGAACAUGCUUCUAGUCUGAAAUCCCUCCUACUGCAGAUUUAAAUUGUGCUGUGAUAAAUGAGUUUUAAUGAGCUACAGGGAAUGGUAAUAGGAUAGAUUCUUGUUUCUGUGAAGGGAACAUAGCAUCAACAUGAUUUUUAACAACUUAGAAAUUGUGGCUUUACUUAUCUGUUACCUGAAUCGACACUGAAAUCUGUCAAUAACGAUAUCUUUAUCAGUCUAAUGGACCUGCAGGUAGAUACCUUUUCAGCAAUGAUCUAUUGGGGUACGUCUACACUACAGGACAAAGUUGAAUUAAGAUACGCAACUUCAGCUAUGUUAAUUGCGUAGCUGAAGUCUAAGUACCUUAAUUUGGCUUUUGGCGCUGUCUACGGAAGUCGAAGGGAGAACACUCUUCCUUUGACUUCCCUUACUCCUCAUGGAAGCAGGACUACCGGAGCACCCCUCCUAUUUCAAAUGAGCUGUCUUCACUUGACCCACUAAUUCGAACCCUGGAAGAUUGACAGCGGCAGCUUCGAUCUUCCUCUGUAGCGUAGACGUGCCCCUAGGUGUCUUCAAUUGUUCCCUGGUUGGAGAGGUCAGAUGUACAAAUCUCUCCCCCUUAUUUUAUCCAGUGGGGAAAAAAGCUUGGAACCCAUUACUAUCAAUACUUCUGCAGCUUUCUUUGCAGAAUCGGUCUUUGACUGUCAGCUGUUGGGAAUGUCAGCACAUGCCCUGGUUAUUCAAGCUGAGAAAUGACCAUCUCUGUUAUGGUGCAAUUGGUCUCUAUGUUUAUGUGAGGUGGAGUGGUUGGAACAGUAAGCCAGGGAUAGCAUUUCAGUCCUGUGAAGACACAGAUAGACCCCUGAAUUUGCCUAAUCACGGAUGCCUCCAGUAGCCACCUAACUUCCUAUUACAGGUGCGGUCCUGAUUUAGUCCCCUGAACUUUAAACAUAUGUUUUGGCCAUUGAUGUCUGUGGUCAGACUAGACUUCCUGUAAUGGAUCAUUUCUUUGCCUCAUCAAGUAUUGUUCCGAUACACAAAAUUGGAGGCUAUUUUUGAGUUAACAUUGCUAAUUCAUAGAACUGGAGUCUUAUGGGUCUUUAAACCCCCUCAAAUUUCCCCACAUUCUUCCAUUGUACUGAAUGAGCAGACCUGAAGGAAUUUUACAUCAUUCAACACACACCCACACACCUCUCUCAAAAAAAUACCAAUUCAUCUGCAUUUUAUACAAAAGCAGACUAAAAUUAAUUAAUGGAAAGAAACUCUAGCAGAAUGAAACAUGUGAUGUUCUUGUACUGAAAUUCCUUGCUUAUUAAAUCUCUGCUCCUUGUAAAAGAGAUGAUGGAUUUUUAAUGUGUGCUGUGGAUUCCAAUGAGCCAAAGUGAACUUGAAAACUCCUAAUUAUUGUAUUUUUGCCAUAGAUGUCACUAUGACUAAGUGGUAGUAUCAUUUCAAUGUGAAAUAGACUGCUCCAUUUCUGUUUCAAUCGGCAUUCAAAGUUUCCAGAAUUUCUUUCACUAUUAUUGUCUUUAUGAAUCAUUCUCACCCUUUUCAGUCUAAUAAUAUUGUAUGCAACAAAUUCACAUAACUCUUCCCUUUGAAAAUCAUACAAUCCAGCUUGCAAUUGCCUGGGAUCCUUCUUGAACAUAGCUACUGAUACAUGCAACUGAUAAAUAUCAAGAGGAUUAUAUUAACAACAAAUUUGGUGCA
This is a messenger RNA of Pelodiscus sinensis (Chinese soft-shelled turtle), 2245 nucleotides long. NCBI's taxonomy places the organism in Eukaryota, Metazoa, Chordata, Testudines, Trionychidae. The record is from RefSeq and is a predicted model, not a curated record.